This is a messenger RNA of Prunus armeniaca (apricot), 1326 nucleotides long. Lineage: Eukaryota; Viridiplantae; Streptophyta; Magnoliopsida; Rosales; Rosaceae. The record is from the annotation of a GenBank genome assembly.
AUGGUCAGAGUUCUUAUGCUUCCAUGGCUAGCUCACGGUCACAUAUCUCCCUUCCUAGAGCUAGCCAAGAAGCUCGCCAAUAAGAACAAUAAUUUUUACAUAUUUAUUUGUUCCACACCUGUAAAUCUCAGCCCCAUCAAACCAAAACUCUCUGAAGAAUACUCUCAUUGCAUUGAAUUUGUGGAACUACAUCUUCCACAUGAUGACUUGCCACCUCACUACCACACCACCAAUGGCCUCCCUCCCCAUCUCAUGGCCACUCUCAAAAAGGCCUUUGACAUGGCCAGCCCCAACUUCUCCAACAUCCUCAAAACCCUAAAGCCGGAUUUGCUCAUUUACGAUUUUCUUCAACCAUGGGCACCCUCUCUUGCUUUGUUGCAAAAUAUUCCAGCCAUAGAGUUCAGCAUCAUGAACGCUGCGCUCUUGAGUUCAGUUUGUGGUCACGAUCUCAACAAUCCUACUGCCAAAUUUCCUUUGCAUCUUCGGGAUUACGAUAUUCGAAAGUUCCACAAUCAGUGUGAGUUUUCAUCAAAUGGCAUCAAGGAUGGAGACCGCAUACAGCAAUGCUGUGCUCGAUCUUGUAAGAUCAUUUUGGUAAAGACAUCUAGAGAGAUUGAAGCAAAAUAUGUUGAUUAUCUCUCUGAUUUAGUGAAGAAGAAGAUUGUUCCGGUUGGUCCUCUUGUUCAAGACCCAAUGGAUCAAACACUUGAUAAGGAAACGUGGAUCAUGAAAUGGCUGAACAAAAGAGAGAGGUCUUCAGUUGUGUAUGUUUCCUUUGGCAGUGAGUACUUUUUGUCCAAGGAGGAAAUAGAAGACAUAGCUCAUGGGUUAGAGCUUAGCAAAGUGAGCUUUAUUUGGGUUAUAAGAUUUCCUAAGGAAGAGAAAGGUACUAGGGUUGAAGAGGUGUUACCAGAAGGGUUUUCAGAGAGGGUGGGAGAGAAGGGAAUGAUAGUGGAGGGCUGGGCCCCACAGUCAAAAAUAUUGGAGCAUUAUAGUGUCGGUGGGUUUGUGAGUCAUUGUGGAUGGAGCUCAGUGUUUGAGAGCAUCAAGUUUGGUGUUCCAAUUAUAGCCUUGCCUAUGCUUUAUGACCAGCCAAUCAACGCUAGACUAGUGGAGGAGGUGGGUGUUGGAGUGGAGGUUAAAAGAACAGCUGAAGGCAGUUUCCAAAGUGAAGAGGUAGCAAAGAUGAUUAGAGAUGUGGUGGUGGAUAAAAUUGGAGAGGGUGUGAGAAAAAAGGCAUUGGAAUUAAGAGACAACAUGAAAAAGAAAGAGGAUGAAGAGAUAAAUGGGGUGGUGGAGGAGUUGAUGCAACUUUGCACCAGAUAG